Homarus americanus (American lobster) is the source of this 531-nucleotide messenger RNA. Its product is annotated as gastrula zinc finger protein XlCGF49.1-like. Gene Ontology annotation, molecular function: RNA polymerase II cis-regulatory region sequence-specific DNA binding; DNA-binding transcription factor activity, RNA polymerase II-specific. The record is from RefSeq and is a predicted model, not a curated record. Gene Ontology annotation, biological process: regulation of transcription by RNA polymerase II. Bases 1 to 531 code for a protein of 176 amino acids. NCBI's taxonomy places the organism in Eukaryota, Metazoa, Arthropoda, Malacostraca, Decapoda, Nephropidae. The transcript has a single exon.
AUGUCAAAUAGAGAAAAAAAGUUCUCCUGUAUGGAAUGUGACAAAGUGUUUAGCUGGAGGUCUUCUCUGAGGUCACAUUUACUUACUCACAGUAAUAUCAAAAACUUUGAAUGUGAUGAAUGUGGGAAACAGUUUUCACAAAAAGGUACUCUCAAGAAACAUAUACUUGUGCACAAUGGCUUUAAAGAAUUUGAAUGUGCUGAAUGUGAGAAAACGUUUUCACAAAAGAGUCAUCUCAAGAGACAUUCGCUUGUGCACAAAGGCAUUAAGAAGUUUAUAUGUGAAGAAUGUGGGAAAAGGUUUUCACAAAAAAGUGAUCUGAAGACACAUAUACUUGUGCACAAUGGCAUUAAAGAAUUUGAAUGUGAUGAAUGUGGGAAGAAGUUUUCUUUAAAGGGUGAUCUCAACAGACAUUUGCUUGUUCAUAAUGGUAUUAAAAGGCUUAAAUGUGAUGUAUGUGGGAAAUGUUUUUCCAGGAAAGAUAAUCUCAGAUGUCAUAUACGUGCACAUGAAAAAAGCAGAAUUUCAUAA